Fragaria vesca subsp. vesca is the source of this 1948-nucleotide messenger RNA. RefSeq names its product cytochrome P450 89A2-like. The transcript is spliced from 2 exons. Gene Ontology annotation, cellular component: membrane. Lineage: Eukaryota; Viridiplantae; Streptophyta; Magnoliopsida; Rosales; Rosaceae. The coding region runs from base 90 to 1604 and encodes 504 amino acids. Gene Ontology annotation, molecular function: heme binding; oxidoreductase activity, acting on paired donors, with incorporation or reduction of molecular oxygen, NAD(P)H as one donor, and incorporation of one atom of oxygen; iron ion binding. The record is from RefSeq and is a predicted model, not a curated record.
AACUACAACUCUUCUAUACACACACAUAGAUCGUAACUUUUAGUUCCAACUUUAUCAACUAUCAAGUUUGUUGAUGAUUCACUGAAACCAUGGCGACCUGGUUCUUCCUCAUAGUAACUACCCUCUUCAUCUCUUUGCUUGUCAAAACCAUUCUCAGUGUUAUCUCAACCAACAAACUCCCUCCUGGACCUUUUAUCAUUCCCAUAAUCAGCAGCUUGUUAUGGCUCCGCCAGACUCCCUAUGAGAUGGAGCUCGCACUCCGAAAAUUCCAUGGCCAAUACGGACCCAUCUUCAACCUCCACCUCGGCCUCAACCCUAAAAUAUUCAUUGCCAGUCGAUCCCUGGCUCACCAGGCCUUAGUCCAGAACGGAGCUAUAUUUUCAGACAGGCCACCGGCUUUGGCUACUGACAAGAUCAUAACUAGUAACCAACAUAACAUCAGCUCUGCCGGAUAUGGACUCACAUGGCGGCUCCUCCGUCGCAACCUGACCUCCGAGAUACUUCACCCUCUGCGUGUCAAGUCUUAUGGCGCGGCGCGCAAGUGGGUUCUGGACAUCCUCACCACUCGUCUUCAAGUGGAGUCUGAAUCCAAAGGUGUGGUAGUAGUAGACCAUUUUCAGUAUGCUAUGUUUUGCUUGUUGGUUUUGAUGUGUUUUGGAGACAAACUCGAGGAGAAGCAGAUCAAAGAAGUGGAGCGUGUUCAGCGUCAGUUGUUGUUGGGUUUGUGGCGGUUCAGGUUGCUUAGUGUGAAGCCUGGCAUCACAAAGUUCCUGUUUAAAAAGCAGUGGAAGGAGUUUUUGAAGAUUCGGAAAGAACAAGAAGACGUGCUCAUUCCUCUUAUACGAGCAAGAAGCAAGGCAAAGACCAAGGUGGAGCAAAGUGAUGAAUUUGUGUUGUCGUAUGUUGAUACAUUGUGGGAUCUUGAGCUCCCUGAAGAGAAGAGAAAGCUUGAGGAAGGCGAAAUGGUUAGUCUUUGUUCAGAGUUUCUGAGUGCGGGCACUGAUACUACAUCCACUGCAUUGCAGUGGAUCAUGGCCAACAUUGUAAAGUAUCCACAAGUCCAAGAGCGGCUGUUCGCAGAGAUUAAAGGGGUUGUGGAAGAAACAGAGGAAGAGGUGAAAGAGGAGGACUUGCAGAAGACGCCUUAUUUGAAAGCUGUGAUCCUGGAGGGUCUAAGGCGUCACCCACCUGGCCACUUUGUGUUGCCACACAAGGUUACUCAAGACAUCGUUUUGGAUGGUCAUGUGGUGCCUAAAAAUGCUACUGUCAAUUUCACAGUGGCUGAUAUAGGGUUGGACUCAAAAGUGUGGGAAGACCCUAUGGCUUUCAAGCCGGAGAGAUUCUUGAGUGGUGGUGCAGGAGAAGGGGUUGAUAUAACAGGAAAUAGAGAGAUUAAGAUGAUGCCUUUUGGGGCAGGGAGGAGAAUUUGUCCAGCUUAUGGUUUAGCUAUGCUUCAUCUUGAGUAUUUUGUGGCCAAUCUGGUUUGGAGAUUUGAAUGGAAAGCUGUGGAUGGAGACAAUGUGGACUUGUCGGAGAAGCAGGAGUUCACUGUGGUCAUGAAGAAUCCAUUGCAGGCCAAUAUAUCUCCGAGGGUAAAUAAGUGAAGGAACUCUGCGUGUUGUGUACUUAGGACAACAUAAAAGAGUUGAUAUAUGCUCAUGAGCAAUGUGGCCUAUAAGCAUUGGAGAAUAUAUUGUCAUGGUGUGUUUAGCUAUACAUCAUGUUCUCCUCAGCAUAAUGUGACAAAUAAAGAUUGGUGUUCAGGUAUUAUGAAAGAGCUGCUGCUGUUGAGGUCAGAGGGAAUAUACAGCAAAUGGUAUGGUUCAGGUAUCAUUAUCCUAAUGUAUAUUUGUGUUUGGUGUAUAGUUCUGUGUUGUUUUCUGACUAUAUUGAUAUAUGUACGUUGUUUGUUUUGCUUAACUAAGUACAAGUAUAUAUGGUUGUGAUC